CUUUAUUACAAUCAGCAGUCCCGGAGCAAAUGCCGUGACUCACAUCAACUGCAGACAUUAGAUCUAUUGGAGCAGUAGAUCGAAACAAGCAAAAUAACAUAUUUGUGAUUAUUUAACAUGGCCGACAGGCGAGCUGAAAUAGCUAGAAAGAAAGCUCAAAUUGAACAGCUUCGUAAAGAACGAAAAGAAAAGGAGAUAGCUAAAAAAGAGGUAUCUCAAUCAAUUUUAUAGUCAUGGUCAUGAUCCUGAUCAGUAUCAGAAUAUUAUUAUUAUUAAUCAUAAAUAAUGUUCAUAUUAAUUCAUAUGAUUAAUUAUAAGGUAGAUAGCAUUUUUUUAAAAAGCUCUUUAAAGAAGGCCUAGUUUUAAUUUUGUUUUGCUUCAGGCAGCUAUUGGUAAUUAACUCACUGCUAUUUCUGGCUAAAACAGGCAGUGCGCGCCAUGACGUCAUUUACUUGUUUAUGUCCUAAAAUUUAUGUUAAGUUACUGUUACUGUGUUGGAUUGUGGGGUUCACUGAGUAGCGGCCCCUAUGCCUUAACCUACUGAUUUAGUAUGCACUGUCACUGUCCCCACCAGACCCCCCCCCCCCCAUUGUUCAUAAAUCAUCGCUAAAAAAAGUUAGACCCCCCCUCCCCCCUCUCCCAAUUAAACGUUACAAAUUACUGUGUCCACUACUGUCCUUUACAAACCCUUAAGAAUUUCACCUCCCAUAGAUAGGAAGUUACUGCACCUGCAUCAGAAAUAUUUCACUAGAACAGUGGUUCUUAACCAGUGAUAACACCCUAGCCAUGAGGCGUGGAAGACCAGAAAAUUGUAUUUGCCCUCAUUGCUAGUUUUUGCUGCUUUUUAAAAAAAAAUUUUAAAAAAUCAAUUUUUUUGCAUUUUGAUUAGCAGCUGCAAAUGUUUUUUUCUGUUGAAUUUUGUUAGCGCAUUACUGGUAUUGGUAAUUUAUUUCCUUGUUUAUAAAAAGUUAAUUUAAGAAAUAAAACUGUGAUAACUAAAUUAUUUUUAUAUUUUUAAUUCUAUUACAAUAUAAUUUAUAGGGUUCUGGGGGGGGGGGGCCUUUAAAACAUAGUGGCCCGGCAGCGCUGCCCAAAGGUUAAGAAUCCCGGACUAGUGCAUUUCCUAAGACCCCAUCCUCCCCCCCCUGGUCAACCAUUUUUUUUCUUUCCACUUUAAAACAUAGUGGCCCGGCAGCGCUGCACAAAGGUUAAGAAUCCCUGACUAGUGCAUUUACUAAGAUCCCAUCCUCCUCCCCCUGGUCAACCAUUUUUUUUCGUUCCAUCCCACUUCACAUGGUAGUCCUAAUCCUAUGGCUCCCGUCUCCACAUUUAGACAUAAAUUUUCACGACUGUCAUUGUAACUACACCACUCCUCCUCCAGUAAUUUGAUCAGAGGCCAUUUCUCAGACCUCGCAUACUUGUACUGAUUCUCUCAGGGAUCCUAGUUUAAAAAUAAAAUAAUCAUAAUUGUUUUUUAAAAGAAUAAUGUUAAAAAUGUCUGUAUGUUUAUUAAGUGCUAUUCUUUACAACAAUAUUAAGUUUUUCAUAUGACGUUACAUUGCUUAAACCCCCCCCCCCCCCCCCACCACACACACACACACACAAAUCAUCAUCACAAAAGUGUACCUGGAAUUUUAUCCUUUAGAUCACUAUUAACGCCUUUCAUGCCAGAGGGGUUUGCACAUUUGUGCCAGACCAGUUUGUAAAUUUUUUAGAGUCUAAUUUAUUAAAUGAAUUUUGAAUAGCAUUUUCUUAUCAAAAUAACAAUAUUUCAUAGCAAAUUAAAGGAAAUUAGACAGAUUAAUCUAUACAAAGUAGUUAUAUUCCUACUUUAAAGUAUUAGACCCAAGCCUAGUCAUACUCAUCAUACUGUCACAGUGAAGAUGAUAUUCAAUGACAAUGUCACUAAAUGAUUAAUAAAAUAGGCCUAUGUCCCCUAUGUAUCAUUAUGUGUUAUUAUUUUUGUCAAUUGCUUUGCUUAGGCAUAUGUCUUGUAAGUAGGGAAUCAUUAUUGAGAAAUUUAAUGACACAGUUUCUUGUCCAAUUUUCCUAUUGUGAUGACCAUUUCUGUUAUUUAUUCAUGUAAGUAAUUAUUUAGUAAAUGUUCAUUGUUAAGUUAUUGUAAAAUACAUUUUAAUAUCUGUGUUGUUACUCUGAAAAUAAGUUGCUACUAUUUUUUCAGGGACCAGUAAAAGUAGUAUCACAAUCUAGUCCAAGUGGGACUUCAUCAGAUCCUGAUGCUUUAUUCAGGGAUUUAGGUAUAUCUAUAACAGGUGAAAUAAUAUAUAUAGUAGUCUCUUUUAGCUUUACAUCUUUAAAUAUUAUCACAUGGCAUCUAUGGGUACACUUGAGAUAAUGUCUUUCACAGCUUUAGUGAAGUUUCCCGCUCAGUUUAUGUGCAAUUGUAAAUGAUAAAUAAUAUCAUAUUUAUUUUAAUUAUUUAUUAAAAACUGUGGUCAUUUUGUUUGAUCUCCAGAGCCUUCUGCACAGCAAACAAUAAAUGCAUCAGUGACAAGCUCUCCAAGUUCUGGUGAAGUAGCAUCAUUGCCAGUUACUCUUGCAAGGUUAUUAUUUUGUACAUUGUAAAAACAAUUCUUGUUCUUUACAUGAGUUUCAUUUCAAUGUACAUUUUUGGUUAUAAUUUUGUUUUAAUAUGUAGAAAAAAGUUGUUAAGAAAUAAAUCUUUUGUUUUUGUCAAUCAUUCUUUUUUUGUAUUUUCUUUAUUAUAUGUAUCUAAGCUCCAAGAGAAGGAAUAUUCAACUUUCAGUUGUCAAAGUCAAUGAAACUAACAUCCCACCAAAGGAAAAUGUAGCCUACAGUAAGGAAACACAGACUAUCAACCCUGAGCCUAUUGAAAAGGAUGGUAAGUGUUUUCAAGUAUUGACUUUUUACUCACAUUAUUUACACAUAUCUUAUCUUGCUUUUGAGAUGUGUGUGAGGCUAAUCAUUGUUCUUCUAAUCAUUAGCUUUACAGUUAUUGGUACUCAUUUUUGUAGGUCUGGAUUGUUUUUAAAUUUUUUUGAUAACUGAUAAGCUUAUGGUUUUGUUUUGAUAAAAAAUAAUGAUACAUUUACCUGACUAAAAAUAAAUCUCAUUUUUAAAAUUGUCAAUACUAACGUUAGUUUUAAUUCUUUCAAACUUAUUAAUUGUAAAUUGCACCCUGGCUGUGAAAUUUUCAUAAAGAUAUUAAGCUAUUGUGACCAAAAAAAUUGAGAGCUCAUUCAUUAUAUUUCUUUUUCCUUAGCUCAAAGUUUGUUUGCUAAAAAUGUAAUUUAAAAUAUAACUAAUGUAUACGUGUUUUGAGCACUACACUUGGGCCCAAAUUCAAUAUCUUUAUCUCGUGUACAAAUUUAACAAGAAUCUUGAUUGCAAUCCUUACCUUGUCUAUUCUCAUAUUAGGAAGGAGAAAACGAUCUCAUUCUCACGGAAGUGAGUAGUUUGUUAACGUGUAUGAACCCAUUUUACUCUAGGGAACUGCUGAAAAUAUUGUAUAAAGCUUGUGUCUACCUGAAUAUGAAAAUUAAUUUUUGACAUGUCUCUCUGUCUUUUACACUUAAAUAUUUUGUGCCAAUUCACUUUAAAAAAUCGGUUUACUCAGUCUGUUUUGUGCACCCUGUUUUAAAUAGAUUUUUAUCAUGCUAUUAACAUAUGUAUUCAAGGACAUAUCUUUAGAAGGACCUCUGGUAGCAUUUAAAUUGAAUUUAAAUCAGGGACUGGUUGUUUUUUUUUUAUCAAAUUUGUUUUAUUUGUACACUGGUACAAUUUAUUAAGCCUGUCUCUUAACUUCUUGUAUUCUUGUUGCUAAUUUUGAUGUACAUUGUGGAUAGAUGCACCUGCACUUUCAUGCCAUCUAGUCAGUUUAUUGUGCCGGCUGCUUGCUGCCUUAUGUGUAGCUCAACCAUUUUAAAUAACACAGGCUCAAAAAUGAUUUUGUGCUUAACUACAGCUGAACAAAAUUGAUUAAUUAUUUUAACUUCUAAAGGAUCAAAUUUAUUCAUGUUAUAUUCUGAAAAUCUUAACCAAACAUUUUUAACUGUGUUAUUUUAAUAUGUUAAAAAUAGUCUAAGUGUAGUGUUGCCUGUUAUAACUAGAAAUGGUCAGUGUUUCUGUGUGUUUAUAACAUAAAUAUGAUUUACAUAAAUUUGAUGUAUGCAUUGUACCCAAUUAUUUGUUUUAUUAAAGUUAUCAUCUAAUAAUCAGGAACCUUCUGAAAGUGGCAGUACUCAAAUAAAAGGAAGCUUUUUAUUUUUGUUACCAUUUUUUUUUUUAAACUUAAGACUUGAUGUUAUUUAUAAUUCUUUGUAAAACUCAAAAGUAACUGGAAUAUUGAUGUGUGUAUUGUGCAACAAUGGCCAAAACAUUUCAAAGGCCAAUUUGGUAAUUGCUUGCCACAAGUACUGGCUUCCAUUAAAAAAAGUUAUUAAAUUGUGUUCAAAUUGUUGGUCUGUGCUAGUUAUAUGACCAGUAGCCAUAUUGUGCUUUUUUAUUUUUACUUAGCCAUCAGUAAAUUAAUGAAAAUUUUAAAAAAUAUUGUCUAGAUAUUUAAACACUUAAUUUAGAUUGGAAAAUGUGGGUCAGGAGAAGCAUGCUAUUUUUUAUUUUGAUGCAUGGCGUUUAAUGGUGAAUGUGAGAUACCAUUGGAUUAAAUUAAAUAUAUUAAGGGAUAUUUGAUCUAUGGCUGCUCUUGUCAGUCUAGAACAACCAAACAAUUAUGUUAGAUAAGAUAUUUAUUGGUAAAAAAAAAAAUUAUUAUUGCCUAAGACAAGUACCACAUGAAAUCUGAAAUUCCAAUCCACUCUAUAAAAGCAAAAUUAGAUUGGACAGUUCCGAAACCUCAUGGGAUUUUAAGCCAACAAGCAACGAAUGGUCUCAAUUAAGAAAUUGAGCUCUAACGGAAAAAUAUAAUGAAUGACAAUGCCAUUUGUAAAUGAGGAAAAAAACUUCAGUUUCAAUUAAGACCUGGUUUUAAUUUUUUAAUAACGUUUAUCCAUGGGUCAAUGAUAAGAAACUUCUAGUGUUGUUACAUACUAUGAGCACCAUAUUGUCCAAAUAAGAACCCUCAUAAUAGUGGAAGUCUUUCCUAACAUAAGAGUAGGAUAUUAUGUUAUCUAGUUAAAUGAUUUCAUAAAUAUUUCCAUUUGUUAAAUUUAACUCUAAUUUUGCUCAUUCUUGUCUUUGCACUUGUUGUCUCCCUUACUUGAGUGUCCAUUUUUUUCCAUGACUUUGUUAUUUUAAACAUUGAUUACAUUUUUUUAAACACAUCAUGCCAAUACAGAACCUUUUGAGAUAGAUCCGUGACCACGGUUUAUAAUUUUUUGCUGCAAAUUCUUGGUAUUUGUAAACCAUUAACAGCUGUCAUCAAAGUAAUAUUAGAUUUAUGCUUAAUACAUUUUCAAAAGUCUGAAAUUAUUGCUUGGACUUGUUUAUGUCCUCGUAAAUUCUUUAAGAUUUUGAAAGCGAGCAACAGGUAAAGAAAAAUAUAAUCUCUUUGCAGAAUAACCUAAUACCUUAUUUAAAUAAACAUUAGUUAUUUGCAUACUGUUGUUGGUGAUAUAGAAGAAAAAUGUAUGCUGUUUGUAAAUGCAUUCCAAUUUUAAAUUUAUUGUAUAUAUCCUGCAACCCAUGUGAAAAAUGUUUGUGUCUACCUAUCCCUAAACUAAUUAUUGGAGGAAAAAUUUCUAGUAAAAUUAAUUGGAUAAUGUAUUCAUGUACACUUGUAACUCAAUAUAACCCUGUCCUUAGGGCAUCCAAAAAACAUUUUGCUCCAUAAUAGGGUUUAGUUUCUAUAGAAACUGAUAUCCCAUGGUGACUUUCACGAAACCUCAACACUUAUACAUCAAGACUUUCUUUCCAGCAUCCAAUUUAUUACACUUCAAUUAAAGCUACAGUAAAAUCUGUUACUUUUUUUUUUUUGUUGAAAAAUUAAAAUUGUCAGAAAUGUAUCUAGUCUAUACAUUUACUGUGAUUUAGAUUUUUUUUAAAAAACCUAUAAUAUUUAAAAUUUUAUUGAAAAGAAUCCUCAUUAUAUAUAAUAUUGGCAAGCUCCAUUGAACUAAAAAAAUUAUUAACUAUGAGAUUGUCAAAUGUCACAUGAGCCUACCAAAAAAUGUAUAUGUUGUUACAUGAAUAGUCCUGUUGGAGCUUAGCACAAAUCAUAGGUGCAUAUCAUGCAUAAGAAUGUCAAGUUUUCCAACACUCUGUAUCAAUACAAUCUGGGGACCUUAAUUUUAUUUAAGUUUUUUAUAACUUCAGUAAAAAAAAAAAUAUUAUAAUAAAGUUGAAGCAUUAAAAUUGCAUCCUAAGAACCAACUGACUGCGUUGAAGUAUGCCCGUUCUUUUUUCCACAUUUGAGUUACCAGAAUAAAUAAGUAUUUAUCUAGUAACAUAGCAAGCACGUAGGCCUAGGAUCUGGGAUUUUAAAUUUAAUUAGCCUUAAACAAUAAUUACCCUGAUAGUAUUUAAGAACUAAUAGAUUAUCAAUUUAUGAAGUAAGAUGUAAAUUAUAUGCACACAAGAAAAACUCCAUAUUUGAAAUUAUUAUUUCUGUGUGUGCACUGUGUAUAUCUAAUACUUGCCGUGUCUUUAACAUUUAUCUCUGCCUUCAAGGCCGUGGACCAUGGGAUUAUUACGGUAAGUUGGGUAUCUCGCUGCAUGACCGUAAGGGAGGCAACACACGCUUUCUUUGUCUGGCUACAGACACAUUUUUUUAAACAAAUUUAUCUGUUGCCUUUUGUCUAGUAUUAUUAUGGUGGUGCUGCAAUUUUGAUUUCUUGAUUGCUUUCAUUUGUGCCAAGGGGCUUCUACCUAUAGAGCUUUUUUUUUUUAAAUUUCUCUUUUGGUGGAAAGGAUUUUAUAUAAAACUUAUAGUAUUUCAGAUGUGUUUAAAGGAAAAUGGGAAAAUAAGAUAAGGCUGCUUUCCACGGCUAGUGUUUGUUUUCUUUUAUAAAAUAUAAAUGCACCAUCUCAUUUUGAAUGCAGAUUUUUUAACAAUAGUGUCAUUUCAUGCUAAAAAAUGAAUCAGAUACUAAAGGUAUGAUACAUAAGUACAUUUUUAUGACAGGUCUAUAAAAAAAGAUGUUGGUCCCAAAAGUUACAUUAUUAUAAUUUAUAGUACUAAUGGUGCCUCAUCAUAGGAUCAUAGUUAUGUGGGGGGGUUUUUUGUUUUAAUUUUUUUUUCAGAAAUGUCAGAUGAUAAAAGGGUCUUAUUAGGAAAAAGAAGAAUAAAACAAUCCUUUAAAAAUUUGGUAACAUAAAAAGACUUCAUAGCUUUAAAGAAUAAGUAAUAUUGUCUUUAUAAUUCCCAGUUCUCCUUUAAUUUCUAUAAAACCUUCUUUGUCCCGCUGGCCAUAUCUCUUCGGUGAAGAGUGAUCCCCAUUUUAGUUUUUGUAAAGCUGCAGACUUAGGAAGUUAUAUUUUGUGUUUGUUAAGAUUCAAAGGAUAUACUAGUAGUCAAAGAAACUCAUUUAUUUUUUUUUAAUGAGUUUGUGUGCUAUUUUUGUAAGUCACCUACAGAUCAUUGAAAAAAGUUGAUGUAAUUAUCUUUCUUAAAAAAAAAAAAUCUUUAGUGUCACAAUAUUUGCUUUUUCACAUCUGCUGUCCUUUCAAAUUUUCUAUCCUAUUUUAGAAUACUAUGGUUAUGACAUCUUUUUGCAGUGCACAUGUUUUUUCUUUCCUUCACUUUUCAAAAGUGUUAAAUAACACUAAAUUUACACAUGUUUAGUUAGGCUACAAGUUGUGGGUGAUAGGUAUGUAAUAUUUGGAAAACAAAUAUAUUGCUUAAUCAGCAGUAACUUUCUCCUAAAAAGUCUUGUUUAUAAUGAAAUAGUGAUAGGAUUGUUGAACUUGCUACACCCACUCUGAAAGAUUGUACUUCCUGAAUAUUGAGAACUUUUUCACAUUUCAUUUACUACAAAAAUCUCCUGGCCUAUGUUCUGUGUUUCCUACAACACAAUAUUUCAUUUAUCUCCUGCUUAUGUUGUAACAAUGGUGGCUUAUUGAUGUUUCCUCAAAUCAAAAUCUUUCCCAUGUGAAAUGUCCAAAUUUAAAUUAGGAUUUUUAUUAGUCCGAUUUCCUUUUAACAUGUAUUUUACUUUGCAGUUAGCAUAAGAAUAUAGGCCAUUUUCAUUAGCGACUAACAAUAAUCAUGAAAUUGUGAUAGAUACAUAAAUAAAUCAGAUAGAAUUUUCCUCCAAGUUUUCUAAUAAUAAAUUAACAAUAUCUGACAAUACUCACAGAGUAGUGUAUUUUAUAAAUUACGAACAUAAAUUAAGGAUGUAUAAUAUUUUUUAACCCUUCUAUUUAUAAAAUAUAAAGUGAGAAGGACUGAUAACAAAUUUUAUGACUAAGAAUUAUAAGUAAAAAUAGUAUAUAGUGGAAAUAAACUAGUAAUUUAAUCUGACUAACUGAUCUCAGUCGGUUGUGCAUGUCAAAUUUUUAAAGUUAUUUUUGUUAGCUUUUUGAUGUAACGAUUACUUUAGAUUUAUGAUGUAGUAUAACAACUAUGUUAAUGUUUCAAUUAUAUGAAAACUGUAACAGUGUGAAUAGAUAUUAAUAUACUGUCAUCUUGUUAAGUACAGAAUUAGCCUUAAUAAUGUUUUGCUUUUAGUCUAGUAUACAAAAUUUGUAAACUUAUACCUACUGUACCAGGGUGAGCAGUCACUUUGACAAGAAAAAGGUUGAUAUCUAUAACUCUCAUUCCACUUCAGGAUCAUUUUUAAAUGAACAAUUUGGUUGUUUCUAAGCUUACACAAUAUCUUGUUAGAUAAAAAUGGGUAAUGGGUUCUUUAAGGUGACUCUAGGAAAUAUUGGAAAAUCACAUGCGAGUAAAAUAUCUUCAUAUUAAAAUUAUUACCAAAACAUUGCCAAAACACAUAUUUACCAGUAUGAAAAGUAUGUGAGGAAAACAUUUAGAAACAAAAGAUGUUAAUAAAUUAGAUAAAUGAUGUAAUUUACUCACUUAAAUUAAAGCGUUGUAUUUUCUGUGAUUACAAAGAAAGAUACAAUUAUUUAGUAAUUAAAUUUGAACAUUAAUAGUUUAGCUAAAAAUCAGCAUGUUUUCUGUAUUGCUCAAACACUCUAUAUUGCUCAAACACCCUAUGCCAUAAACGUGUUGGUUUCUUUGAUAUCACUUCUGUAGAUUCAGUUGCACACUAGGCUUGUAAUAAAGGUACAAUUUAUAAUAUUGGUUAUUUCUUUGGAAUAUAGUAGAUCUUGUGUGUUCAUUGCUUGAAGAAGAAAAAACGUUUAAUUCACAUUAGCCUUGAAUGCCAACUUACACUUGGAUGCAUAAUUAUCUUCCUUUUACCUCAGUUUUUAUCACUAAUUGAUUUAAUUUUGCAACAGAUUUCAGUUUAGAGUCAUUAUUAAAUGUCAGUUAGGAAUGAUUCCUGAUCAUUAGGUUUUCUUGUAUUUUUGAAAAUCCAAAAUUAGAAGAUUUGAUGACAUAUAAUUUGAGUUUUCAACCCUUUUCUUGACUGAUUGAUUUCCUCUCCACCCUAUUCCUACAAUAGGCUUUGGGUCCCCUAAAUUUGUCCAUCCUCAUAUGGAAUGGGAUGAUGAGUUUAAUGAUGAUAUGGAUGAAGGUAUGGUGUAUGGUGGCAAUGUCGUCAUUUCUUCACUGCCCUUUUAUAGUUUUAGUUUUGUUUCCCUUAUUUGAUGGGCCUAUUCCUUGGCAACUAUUAGUUUUACUUUAACUUGGCUAUUAAAAAUCUGUAAUUCAUUUAAAACAAAAAAUAGGAGAUGGUUACAAAAAUGUCUUUUAAUCUCAUUCAAUUGUAAAUAUUUCUUUGGUGUGUUACUUAAUUUUUUUCAUGGCAAUAAUUUACUGGAGUAAUUCAUUUGACUUGCUUUUUUAACCUCCAUAUGAGACAUUUUUAUAUGCUUACUAAACGAAAUAAGCUACCGUUGAGAUUAGUCAUCCAAGAAAUGGGCCAGAUGUUUGUCUUUUUUGUUUAUUGCCAUCUUGGAUAACAGAACUGCUUCAUUAGCUCUACCUUAACUGUAAAUUUAUGUAACUUUUUAGAGUAAAAAAUUCUAGCUUUAAAUCUGUAACCCAAUUAUCAAAUAUAUGUAUGGAUUCUUCAAAUGUUCUUUUACAAAUGGAUAUUAGAUUCAUUUACAUAUUCCGGUUAAAGAAAGCUAAGAAGUAGUUCAUGUCUAUGUGAUCUCUGCACGCAAUUUAUUUCAUUCUUUACUAUGUGUCAACAUUUGAAAUUUGAUGUGCCUCUAGAUGCCUUGUUGUUUUUUAAGCUAGACUAGGGGAGAGUCAGAAAUAUAACAUAAAUUAUUAUUAAAAUCUAAUUGUUUUUACAAUUUUUCUUCUAUUUGUUUAUAACCACUAAUUUUACAUAAUUUCCAUCCAUCUUUAUAAAAAAUUAGGAAAGGAAAAUGUAAUUUUAUUCUUUCUAGGUGGGUUUUCUUUAGCCACUGCUAUUUAUGAAAAUAAAAAUGGGUGCUUUGAGAAGAAAAGCUGUAUAUUUUAAGCUCUUCCCUAGCUUGACUGUCAUUAUGGUUUAAAAAAUAAUAAUUGUGCUUUAAUAAGGCUAUUGUUCACCGUCACUGGGUAUUUUAAUUUCCAUGAUUUUCUUGUCAUGUUGUUAUAGUGUAUAGAGAAUUUAAGUUUUAGUUAUCAUAUAUUAUUUAUGAAUAUUUUUAAGUUUUAAUUUGCAUCAGUAUUAAUAUUAAAUAUUACAUUAGAAUAAAAAUCUCAGAUUUGUGAGUAAAAAAUGAAAGUUUUAAUUUGAAUAUUUGCCCUGCAUAUUUUCUAUGUUAAAAAAUAGCUAAAUGUUUAAGUUCUUAGAUGCUUGAUGAUAGAUCCCUUUUUUUUUUCUUUUUAAAAUCUACUCUUCUCUAAAUUGAUAGGCUUAUUAUUGAAUAUGAAAUUACUUGUAAUAAAUCUUGUAUUUCAUUUAAAUUUAUAACAGUUAAAAAUUGUGAAAAUUUGUAGCUAAGGAACAAUUAGUGCUAUUAUUUUAAAUUUUACCAUUGUUUUAUUUAUUUUUUCCCCCUUGUUAUCUUUCUUUACAUGGCAAAAUUUGAAGUUUCGCGACAACAUCAGCAUCCUGAUAAUUCUAAAAUUUUAGUAGAUUGAUAAUAGUCUUUGACACAUGUUGUUAUUUUAUAGACAUCUUUGACUAACAACACUCACACUUUAAUCAGUCAGACAAAAGGCAUAACCUGAAAAAUAUCACAUUGAUAAAAUGUCCAGUCUUUGUUAAGGAUUUUUGUUUGAAAAGACAAAAGAACACCUUUUAGUUUUGGUUGAAGAAUAAUUUAAGGUAGUUUGUAGGUAUGGAAAUUAAUUUCAUUAUUAGAAAAAAACUUCUUUUUUUUUUUUUUGGUGGGUUUUUUUCUGUCUUGUUGGUAAAGUGGAUGAAAUAUUAUAGUCCUUUUCAACAAUUAUAACCUUAUCUCCUUGCACAAUAUGAUGCAUUUCUUUACUAUUUUUAACAGAAGUUUCGGUCUCCUUAAAGUUUUUUUUUUUUUUUUUUUUUUUUAAUUUUUUUUAAAACCUUAUUUAAUCCUCCCAUUUGUUUUGCAUGAUCCUUCAUUUUCUAUAGUGUAAAUAAUUUUAUUUUUUUUUUUUUUUUAUAAAUUUUUUUUUUUUUUUUAUUUUUUUUUUUUUUUUUUUUUUUUUUUGAAUUUUUUUUAAAACCUUAUUUAAGCCUCCCAUUUGCUGUGCAUGAUCCUUCAUUGUCUAUAGUGUAAAUAAUUUUGUAAGUUAUCUGAAAAACAAAGUUGUUUUAUUUAUGAGUAAUUUCAAAGCAGUGUGUUGUGGGCAUAUUAAGUACUGUGGUCAAAUAAUUGUUUAAUAUGCCUUACACAUUAAUAUUAAAUAUUAUUAGUUCUGGUAAGUAAGAUGAACAGUUUGAGCACAAAUUAUGAAAUUAAAAUUAAUUUAGUCAAAUUUAGGAGGGGAGAGCAAUUGAGAAAUUGUGAUGGAAUGUUAAAAAACAUUUUUUAGAAAAUUGUCAACUUAUGUUUUAUAUUCAUUAAACAUAUAUGUAGAUUGACUAAUAACGCGACAUACAUUUAUUGAACUUGAUUGAUAUUUUCAGAAGUUUUUUUUUUUUUAAAUUUCUUUUUUGCUUUAAGUAAGGGUAUUUAAGAUACAGUUGUGGUUGCAAUAUCAAUCUCAGAAAACAUUCUGAGAUGGUGCAUUUAUAAUAGUUUAAUUAGUCAUUUUUAUCUUUAUAAAAUUUUCUUCUCUGCAUUGGUCUUUAUUUUACUGCUUGGUGCUUUUUUGUGUGAUCAUUGCUAAUAUAUACAUUUUUAAUGUCACUUUUGUGGUAUUCUAAAUCUUUGGCUGUGAAUUUACUUUUUAAUUUCAUUUUAAAAUGUUAUUACUGUGAUAUAUUUUUUCAUGCAUAUCAGUCUAUUAUCAUUGUAUAGUUAAAAAUCAGCUUUUGAAAAGAUUGUUUAAAUGUUGGCUUUCGGGAAAAAUUUUAUCCUAAUCUGUUGAUAUCUUUGUUUAAAUCAAAGUUCAAAACUGGUGGCCAUGUUAUUGAUUUAACUCAAGUUAUCACUAAUUAAAAAUGUCAUUGACAUUGAAUUACAAGCCUAUUUUAAAGCCGGCCUCACAAGCAUUUAACAUUGGUUUUUCUGUCUGCAUCUUUUUUUUUGUUUUAUUGUUUCAGUGCAUAUUGGGGAACACACUUUAAUAAAAAAAAAAUUUUUAAAAGAAAUUCUAUUCAUUUUGUUUAUAAAACCCAUGACUUUAUAAGUGUUAGAUCUACAUAUUUUCUAUGAAAUAUUUCAGUAUAUAGAUUUUAAAAAUUAAAAAAGUUCUUGUCAUGAGAUGAUUCUACCUUAAAACAAUAUUUAUUUUGUUGCACUAAAUUCUAUAAAAAAAAAGCAGGAAAAGCAUUCAGUGGACCUGACUUAAAUUUGCAUUAUAGUUGGGCUUUUUUUUUUUUGCGACAAAUUGUAGAAUUUAUCAUCAAGGUCUACAUUUUUUUAAUGCCUCAUACAACAUGGAUGCAUCUAUAAAUGAAGCUUUUUCAAAGUUAAUUCUGGUUGUUGUUUUUUUUUUUAAAGAUUUAAUUUUUGCCACACAUGCAUCUUGCGUAAAUAAAUAUGACUCGCAUGCACUUCGCAGCAAACAUACAAUGAUCUUAGUUUUUAUAAAUGAAGCUAUUACUAUUUUAUUACAAUGGAGUAAUUUUUUUGUCAAGAUAACUUCCAAUUAUAUUCAGAAAAACAUUGUAGUUCUACAGUGCUCCAUUUUGAGUUCAGGAUUAAACAAUACAGCCUGACAACAGACUUUUGAACUAUGCCAUGUUCCAAUAUAAAUUGACACAUAUUGGUUCAAUAUCUAAGUAAUUUUCCUCAAUUUUUUAAUGAAACCAUAAAAUAAGAUGAAUGUAAAUUCGGUAGCAUUUUAGCCUUGCUUGUUUUAUCAAGUUGUCAAGUGUUAUUGGAAUGGGUACUGGUUAUUAAAGUUAUAAGAUAUUUCCCCAGUAUAUGAAGUAGAGGAUCUAUAAUUGGAUUCAGCCUGUCAUUUAGCUUGUUCAGCACACAGUUAUCAGUGCAUUAUUACACAGAUUAAAAUAGAAGAGUUCUUUUGGGUAUUAUUUUCAUCACUGAGAACUGUUUCAAUGCCUCUACAAUUAUUUAAUUUUUAGUUGCAUGCAGUAUAACUAAGAUUCCACUUUUCAUACAUUCUAUUUGGUUUUAAAAGGUAGAUGUUUAAAAUUUGUUAAAUUUUUUUCUGUUAGUUUUAAAUAACAAAUUAAGCUCACUUAAAGGAUCACAUUACUAUAUUCUUAAUUUUGCAUGGAAAAUACAUCUGAACACACCGUUAAUCAUUUGAGGCCCUUUUUUAUAUUAGAUAUACAAACACAGGGUCAUUGGUCAGGUUUUGAUGAUGUAGAAUCUAAUGUUAGUUAUUUCAUAUUGAAAAGUUAAAUUUGUACACUUACUCUGACAUUUGACAUGUAGCCACUAGUUAUUGAACAGCCCAUGGGAAUUAUUAACAUCUUAGUUUUGGUUUAUGACAACGCUGAACACACAGAUGAUGACACAGACUCACUUGAUGUUAGCGCUGAUGGCUCUCACAUGCACCAGAUGGCACAUCGGAUGCCUCGUGUGGAGAUGGUUGCCCCGGCUGGAGCAGAGGAGGAGAAGAAAGAGGAGGAACCACCCCAAGGUGAGGUCUUUAUCUUUUUACUGGUCAAUCUUAAGAAAUAUAAAAAUCUACUCAAGGAACUCAACUAUCAAUGUCUUUAAACCUAUUUUUACAAAAUUUAACACCCUCUCACUGAAACAUAUUUAGAAGUCUAUUACUAAAAGUAUUCAUAAAGAAUUUGAAAGCAAGUUGAAGCUUGGAUGGUCAGAUGUUGAAAUAGUCCUAAGAUUGCUAACUCUAAAAGUUAUCAUCAAGGUCUAAAAGUAAUAUUUGUCAAACUUUAGUUAUGAAUUGACAUUGAUGCGCUAUUCUUGGAGACACUUGUAUAAUAAACUAAUUUUAAUUUUAUGAUUUACCAAAGUUAAUUAUCAAUUUUAUUUUGCUUAUAAACAAUAAAAUUUUAUACAGAAACAUCCUAAUAUUAAUAUUUUGCACUUAAAAAAUGAUAGCUUCUAAUAAUAUAUUAAAGUUGGGUAAACCAAUCCUGGUGUAUAUUUUUAAUGUAAUGUUUUUUCUACAGUCCGUGAACUCAGUGAGGAGGAGAAGAAACAAAUAAUGAUGUCUGAAGAAUAUCAGCUGAGUGUGACACGUGCAGCACGGGUUAUGCAACGCUUGCUUGCUGUUAAUGAUACAGGAUUAACCAUUGAUUACAGUGGGGCUGACAAUGAAGGGAAAGAUGAGUAAGUAUUUGAAAGGCACACAUUACUUGAGUUCUUAUAUAUUUCAUGCCAGAUUUUAAAACCCUUUAUCAGUAACUUUGAAAUAGCCGUUUCAAGAUAGAUUUCUCCUGAUUUUAUACCAGGCGUAUUUGCAGUGAAACAAUGCUAUCUUUUAUGAAUUUAAAUGAAUUUAACCUAAAAUCUCUCAAAUUGAAGAGAGUUCUUUAAAUGGAUUAUUUUCAAGUUUUCUCCUCUUUAAAAAGAAACUGAAACUGAUUUAAAUAUAUAGUCAGACUUUUAACAAGUUUAAAGAUUUUAUUGUGUUAAAAUUCUGAGUUAUAGCUAAAUCUUUUUGGAUGUCAUAGAAUUGUUCAUUGUCUCAAAGAUUUUAUAUGCAGUUAAUUUAAUAUUUUUGUGUCUUUGCAUUUCUUUAUCAGUGAUGCGCUAGCCGGGGAAAGGUUAAAGUUGCAGUUUGAAUUUUUUGAUGAGCGAUGGUCUCGGCGUAGGACGAUUACAAGCAUGGAUUGGUCACCACAGGUAGAAAUAGUAGAGUCCUUUAGUUCCAAUCAUUUUCCCUCUGUUUCUAACUAUUCCUUGUAUACUUUGAUUAGAAGCUGACAACUUAAACUCAUUAUUCUAUCAUCAUAGGCUAAAACUGACAUAAGGCUAAUUAUGCCUCAACUGUCAUAAUGGCCUAUCAUCUGUUGUUAUACCCUUUUCUGUGGCGUCAUGGCCCAUAUAAUGGACUGCUAACAAAAUUGUCAUUAAAAAUGCAAUUGAUUUGAUUUAUAUUGGUUAAGGUGACAUGACUAUAUAAAGGAGUUUUUUUCCUAUUUCCGCUCUAUCUGUUGUUAAAGUGGGCUUUUUCUAUGAUUAAUCAUGUGUAAUAUUUGCAAAAACAUUUUUACUACCAUAGUGUCUGAUGCUGGGGCAAGUCCCGCUCUAGAUUGCAAAGUUAACACAGACUUUCUCUAUUGGAAUUAUUUCAAAUGGAUUAAAAUGAAUGCAUUGAACCCAGAGAUAUGAAACGUGCCACAAAUGACAGUAUUAGCUCUAGUGGUGAUGUCGACAUAAGAGUCAGUUUUGGAUAAUUUUAGCCCUAUGGUCAAUUGUAUUGUUACAGAAAAAUUGCGAAUAGAAAAGACAAAGAUUAGAUCCCAAAGAACUACCUUUAUGAGACUUGAAGACUUUUAUGUUUGUGUAUGUUCAAGAGUGUUAAUUAUUUUAUUUUUUUAAUGGAUUUAGUAAUAUCAAUUGAAAAGGAAAUUUUUGAACUCAUUUCGUGCAUUCCUUCUUGUAUUUUGUAUGACAGAAAGUUGAAGGUAGUGAAUGAAAAAAAGAUCCCAAAUAUUAUAAUUUUGUCGAUAUAUAAGUACCUAUAACUUUAAAUUUUCUGAAAGAAUAUUGCUUCUAGUAUAUCAAAACUUGAUUUUAUGAUAGUUUGAACAACAUAUAGAGUAAUAGGUUGGGUUGAAUUCAGAAGAUGAGUAUAAAAAUUGUUUUCACUCUUUAAAGGUUAAGGUUAGUAUCAAUAUACAUAAUAUAAAAACAAAUCCAUUUCAUACCUUAAAAUACCUAGUCCAAUUUACUUUCAGAAAAUGUAUGCUUGUAAGGGCCUCUGAAUUCAUUUAGUAUAGGAUUUUGUCAUUUUUUAAAAAAAAACACAUGAAAAUGCUGAAAAUGGCUAGACACUACAGAAAAAUGUACUUGACAGUUAUAGGGUAAAAUUAAGUUUUGAUUCAUAUCAAUAAUCUCAAGUUAAAAUUUUUGAUAAUUUAAAAUUUUAUAUAUUAAACUAAAACGUUGCACUUUUUUUUUUAAGACAGAAGGUGGUUUUCAAUUAAUUUAUUUAUAAAUCCAAUUUCAGUAUCCAGAGCUUUUGCUUGCUUCCUACAAUGCCAAUGAAGAUGCACCUAAUGACCCUGAUGGUGUAGCGCUCAUAUGGAAUUUAAAGUAUAAAAAUAUGUCUCCAGAAUAUAUCUUCCAUUGCCAGGUAGAAAAGAAUUUUCUUGCUUUUGUUAUUUCAAAUGAAAGAUUUUUUUUUCUUGACAACAAAAUCAUAAACCCAUUACAUUUGGUCUGUGAAAAAAAUAACUUUAAUGAAUUGUGUCAGCUUUAAAAAAUAUUUUUCAGUCCAUUUUUGUUAAAAAUGUGUUUGUAAUGUAUAUAUUUAGACUAUUUUUUGUACAUUUUCCUUAGUCAUCUGUGAUGUCAACAUGCUUUGCCCAAUUUCACCCAAAUCUUGUUAUUGGCGGCACAUAUUCUGGUCGUAUUGUACUUUGGGACAAUCGUGUCAAUAAACGCACACCCGUUCAGAGAACACCUCUCUCAGCUUCAUCACACACAGUAAGUUUCCCAUUAGAUUGUAUUACCCAGGGAUCAGUUUAGAGCAUCAAGUUGAUUCAGAUGACACAAUUUUUUAUUAGAAAUCUUUACCUUUUUAAUUAUUCUUAAAAAGAUUUUAUGAUAACAAAACAAGAUUUUUUAUUAUGUGGGUUCACAAUGAAUUGGUUAUAAUUUUUUCAAAAGUAAGGCAUACUUUUAAAAGAGUCUUAGCCAUAAUGAUUGUGAUUGUUUUUGCUUGUCUCUGAUCCUCAGCAUCCAGUGUACUGUGUAAAUGUUGUUGGCACCCAGAAUGCCCAUAAUCUAAUCAGUGUUUCCACUGAUGGCAAGCUAUGUUCAUGGAGUUUAGACAUGCUGUCACAACCCCAGGUCUGCACAGCUGUUUUACAUGUUGUUAUGCCAUUUUUUAAAUUUGUUGUCCUUAAAAAAGACAGUCAAUGGAUCUAAAAAAAAAUUAUAAUCAACUGGUUUAAUUUAUUUUGAAAUAUGCAACAUAUAAAUAGUUGAAGAUUCUGAUAGGAACUUCUACUAUUUCUUUUGUCCAGUGACUUCAAGUUUUAUUUGAAAUAAUAGUAAUAUUUCCUCUUGGUCUAUUUAUUAUAUCUGUCAUAUUUACAGUACUAACUAAUAAUUUGGUGGUAGUAGCAAGCCAACUGGUGGUUAAAAAUUAUGUUCGAAACUUAUGUUGAAAAAACAUCUCUUAUCCCAAUACACGUAGCAAUUUCUCAAUCCAAUUCGCUUUUUAACUUCUCUAUAGAUUAACGAAUAAAGAAAUAUAUAGCAUUGAAAUAUGACGUCGACGUGACAUCCUUGGUAUUUUAGAAAAGUUCUUCUCCUCUUUGUUAUGCCAACAAUAUGACGUCCUUGGUAAUUGAAAAUGGGUGAUUGUGAUGUCACGUCGAUGUCAUUGGUAGCGAAAAGGUUAAUGGGUGAGGUGAGACAGAAUAAUAUAUUAUCUUUACUUGGAAUAACUUGACGUUUUUUUUUAUGCUGUUUCAUGUUAAUAUGAAUCAUCAUUUGACCAUUAUAAAAGUUAACAAAGCUGUUUUAUUAAAGUCUGAACUUUUUUUUCUGUCAUCCAAACCUCCAGGACAGUAUGGAGCUUCAAGCCAAGCAAAACAAACCUGUGGCAGCAACAUGCUUCAGCUUUUUGUCAGGAGACACCAAUAACUUUAUUGUAGGAUCUGAAGAAUGUACCAUUUAUUCUGCAUCCAGGCAUGGAAGGUAAGUUUGUUUGCCUGCAAAUCAAUGUCUCAUUCAGAUCUUCGGGAUAUGGUUUGUUCCAUGCCGGUCACUGAAAUAAAUAUUAUGGAAACCUAUCCAUAUUUUGUGUUCGUCACUUCAAAACAUUUGUGACUACACCAUGCAUUUAUUCAUUAUGUAAAUUUGGCUGGUGAUAAUAUCUUUAUUGACUUUUUUCUUUUAUUAUAUGUUUACUAUUUGGUUGUUUUCUUUGAUAAAAUUCUCUCUUUAAUAUAUAUAUAUUUUUUUUACAGCAAAGCAGGUAUAAAUGACAUUUUUGAUGGCCAUCAAGGGCCCAUCACCAGCAUAGAUACGCAUAAAGUACCAGGUCAAAUAGACUUCUCUCCAUAUUUCCUUACAUCAUCAUUUGAUUGGACCAUUAAGCUAUGGAGCAUAAAGGUAUAAUGCUAGAAAUAAUUGAAUUUUUACAGAUGAUGUCUGGAAGCUAUGAUCAAUUAUUCUUAAUAUUUCCUAUACCUUUGUAGAUGUCUUUUGCCUGGCAAUUGUACUAUCUAAUUUAAUCAAGUCAUAAAGUUUUGUUAAAUCAUGUCUAUCUUAAAACUAUUCGUAAUUACUAUCAAAGUGUUUUUUUGUAAAAUCAUAAAGAAAAUUGUAUAUAUUUGUUAUAAUUUUUAAAAAUAUUCACUAUUUGCAUUUUUUUUUUCCUUUAAAACUCUUAAUAUUAUACUCCAAAUAGCAACCUUAUUACAUCCACUCCUUUGAAGACAACAAUGACUAUGUGUAUGAUGUACGGUGGUCCCCUGUACACCCAGCACUGUUUGCAAGUGUAGAUGGAGAAGGGCGUUUGGAUUUAUGGAACCUGAACAGUGAGACAGAAGUAAGUUGAAUAAUAUAAAUGUGCAUAAUUUCCAACUGGGGUGACAGGAUUAAUAUUUCUAAGGGGGGUCCCAAUGAGUAAGAGCUAAAAAUAAAAUUAUUUGCAAAGAUUUUGUGAAUAGUGCUUUUUUUUAGCCGUGCCCUGCAUUCGAGGGGGGGGGGGGGGGUUUGUUUGUUUUUUUUUUUUUUUUUUUGGCAUCUGUCUGUCACUAUAUUGUGGACUUCGCAGGAUGAAAUCCACAAGGCCUGGGAUUAUUCUUCAAGGAUUUAUUUAUUAAUACUUUAUAUUACAUCUAAAUUGCUAUCAUAUUCAUCAUUUUGAGUCCAUUGCUGUCAUAUUCAUGAUGUGAGUCCGUUUUUAGCUAAAUUACUUUUCAUUGGUGUGUAAAAAAAAACUAUCCAUUUAUGAAUGAUUUGAACAUGUUUGAACGCUUGAAUGAAAUAAUUAAAGUUAUGAAGAAGCUUAAAUGAAAAGACAGGACAAUAAGAUGUGAAUGUUUCGGCUUAGAGCCUUGUUCACUGAAGAAGGCACUGAGCCGAAACGUGCACAUCUUAUUGUCCUGUCUUUUGAUUCAACGUAAAUAAUAAUAAUAAUAAUAAAGUUUAUUUAAAAAACACGCUUCAUCCCCAAAAGCUCGAAGCUCGGUACAAAGUCAACCAUAUUAAAAGAAAAAUAAAAACAAUCCAAAAUUUACCACAUUUAAAAUAAACAGACGCAACAAUAUAAAACUACAUAGGAGCAUACCAAGUCAAAGACUUUCAUCCCGUUUCAACACAAGCCAAUAUACAUUAACUGAAAAAGAUGGUAGAUAGCAUCACCCCAGAAUAACUUGAUUAAUAAGACACGAACAAAUUGUGUCAAUAUAACAAUAUAAGUUACGCUUUAAUAAUAAUUAUACAUAAUACACAAGUAAACGUUUCGGCACAUGCCUUCAUCAGUACAAACAGUCCUUCAAUUAUUAUCGAUUUAGUGAAUGCGUGAGCAACAAAGGGGAGAUUAUUUAUGAUUUUUUUGUUGUUGUUAUGUUAUAUGGAUGCCGUUCAGUGUCUUGUGAAUGUAGAGAUUAAAUCAGUAAUUCCCUUCAUCAUCAUAUGAAUAAAAAGUGUUAAACAGGAAAACAAUUUCAAAAAUACUAAAUAAAUAUAUGCAUAGAUUUCAAGAUCUUAAUGUGUAUUUGUCUUAGGUUCCCACAGCAUCUGUCUUAGUUGAUGGCCGCCCAGCACUUAACCAGUGCAGAUGGCACCAGACAGGCCACCACAUAAGUGUUGGAGAUAAUAAUGGCCGAAUACACAUUUAUGAUGUGGGAGAGGUGAGAAUAAUCGAUAUACCUUACUCAUUCUCUAAUGGCAACAAGGUUCUGACUGCAUUUAAAGGACCAAAUAUUAACAUUUCUUUGCAUAUUAUUUAUGCUAAAUCAAUAACAUACAUACCUAAGAACCUGCUUAAACUGAAUAAAUUGUUCUCUUCUAUCAGCACAUUGCUAAUCCCAGGACUGAUGAGUGGUCAAACUUUGUCCACACACAACAGGAAUUAAAACAACAUGCUGCUGAGAGGGAAGAGGACUCAAAUCUAGCAGGGACUGGAGCACCACUCAGAUAAACUAAAGUAAUAAUUAUUCAAGUAUUUUUCAUUGAACGUGUAUAUGGAUAUGGGCGUAGUUUCUUUCUUCACCCCUGUAUGAACAAUAAUUGCUUAUUUCCCCCCUCUUUUUCCUUUAGAAAGCUAAAAACCAUGCAUUCAUUAAUUUUAAGUUGUAUAUUGAACUAUAGAAUGUUAACUGUAAAUCGUAAGUGCAAUAAACUUGAAGAGAAUACCAAUUAAAUGUUGUGGAGUUACUAAAUGUAGAGAUUUUUUUCGAUAUGAAACUGUUGCUUGAAAUGUUAUUGGUGAACAGCUGCGUUAAAGGCUAUGAUUUAUAAACAGUUAAAUUUUGAGAUAGUUUAUCCAAAAAAUUAGAAGAAUGCAGGUGUAACUUGCUUUAUUACUGCAUUUAAGAACAUAUAUGAAAAUGGGUGGUGACAUGAAAUGAAUGAUUUGUAAAAUAAAGAUGUGUGUAUGGUCGACAUUUAUUUGGCAAAUUGAAGAUACAGAAACUUUUAUAUUUACUUGUACAGGGCUAUAGAGUCUGGAAAAGAUAUUAAUGUCUGUGAGAUUUAAUAUAAGACUCUGCCAUGAGUCCAGCAUAGGUAAUUUAAAAGUGACUGAUGGAGGACAUUACAAAUUCUAUUUUUCCUGAAAUGAUUCUUCUGGCCUAAUAAAGCAUUCAAUUUGGACCAUACAGACUCUGUAGUCAGAUACUAGAUUGUAAUUAACUGCACCAGACUUUAAAGAAACUUCUUUGUAUAAACUGAAAGAGAAUUGAAUGUGAAUUGUUUAACUGUAUGUAUGUGAUCAUGAACAAUGUUUUCCAUGCCUAAUGCCAUUUUAAAUGCAGUCUUUGACUUUGUUUUUUCUCUUGAAAAAUGUUCUUUUUGUCUGCUUUUAGGAUAGUAUGCCUCUUAAUUGUUUCAGGAUGUCCAAACGUUCAGUUGCACUGCAUUUGGAUAACUGAAAAAUCACCAGUCUUUGAGUUUUUUUAACUGUACUUGUGGAACUUUUUUAUCUUGUUAGGUUCCUAUUUUAAACGUAUAUUAAGUUUCAGUUGUGUCCAAAAUGUGAUAUAUUUUUUAAUGUAAUUCUGCUUUCUUUUCAAUGCUAUAAAUAUAAAUUGAAGUCGGGAACCAUGCAUUUAAUUUAAUUUAAAUCUUUAUGCAUUGGAUUAAAAAAGUUCUUACAAAUUUAAUUUCUUUUAUUCAAAGUUUUUUCAAAAUAGAACCCUUUUAUUUGUUCUAUGUAGAACAAGUAGAGUAAAGCCAAAACUAUAACUGAAAAUUAGAUUGGUAGACUUAUUUAUUAUAAUUAUUUACCAAAUAUUUUGUUAUGAAAUAAAAUAAUUCUUGCUACAUUUCAAA
Lymnaea stagnalis (great pond snail) is the source of this 22158-nucleotide messenger RNA. The record is from the annotation of a GenBank genome assembly. Lineage: Eukaryota; Metazoa; Mollusca; Gastropoda; Lymnaeidae.